GUGGUGUCCCGAGCUAGGAUUUUGCAUUUCUUGGCUCGCCAAAAGUAGCCAUCACGAAGCCAAGAUAAUAAAUAUAUAGCUACGGUUUGCAACAAACAAACAAACCGAGACAUUAGAAUAUCGUAUCUUGCUUUUCCUCUCUUUCUUUUUUCCUCCAACUUGGAGUUUUUCUUCAAAGCCAAUGUUCCCUGCAGUUAUGUCCAAUUCCAAUUCCUUGUCCGAAGAGGCCACUGUCUCCUGUGGUACAAGAAUCGCUGGACUAAAUCAUGUAGUUACAACCCUUUCUCCACAACAGCCUCAAAAGAUCAAGAAAAAGAGAAGCCUCCCAGGGAAUCCAGACCCGGAUGCUGAAGUGAUUGCUUUGUCACCGAAGACUCUUCUAGCUACGAAUAGAUUUGUGUGUGAGAUCUGCAACAAGGGUUUCCAGAGAGAUCAGAACCUUCAGCUUCAUAGGAGAGGGCAUAACCUGCCAUGGAAGCUGAAGCAAAGAAACAACAAAGAGGUGAAAAAGAAAGCAUACGUUUGUCCAGAGCCUUCAUGCGUUCACCACAAUCCCUCAAGGGCUCUGGGGGACCUCACAGGAAUUAAGAAACACUACUGCAGAAAACAUGGAGAGAAGAAGUGGAAAUGUGACAAGUGCUCAAAGAUCUAUGCGGUUCAGUCAGAUUGGAAAGCUCACUCUAAAACCUGUGGUACUAGAGAAUAUAGAUGUGAUUGUGGAACCCUCUUUUCCAGGAAGGACAGCUUCAUAACUCACAGAGCUUUCUGUGAUGCAUUGGCUGAAGAAAGUGCAAGACUGUCAGCAAACCAGUUAGCCACCAACAACACCACCACAAACCCAUUAGUCCACUCCCUCUUCCUUUUCCCAACCCAACAACAACACCACCACCACAACAACAACAACAGCAACUUCAUCAACACCUGGGACCCUUCUCAACAAAACCCUAACCCUAGCAACCUCACCACCCUCCACACCAACAUCAAACCUGAAGAAUCUCCAAACUUCCACAACCUCUCUUCUCCCCCGUUCCUCCACCACCACCCCAAGACCAUCAUAACCUCACCCUUCCGUGACCUCUCACAGCCCACGUCACCGCACCUCUCCGCCACUGCACUGCUCCAGAAAGCCGCAACCGUUGGCGCCGCCACCCUCACAGGCCCCACUCAUCACGUGACUCAACUCGGCAUGGCCGAGUUAGUUGACUCGGUAGCUCCCGAACGCUACAUCAACAUGAGAAGCAUCAAGAACAAUGACGGUCUCACCAGGGACUUUCUCGGGCUCACCAACGGCAGCGCGGUUGACGUUAGCAUCGACGUCAAGGAUAUGCUAACGUUCACGGGAGGGAGCGUAGAGUAUAACCAUCACCACCAACGCUACGAGCACCGUCAUAAUAAUAACUCGCUUUUCAAGCCACAACAAGGUUUUGGAUUCCUUGGCACAACAACUGGCCCCGAAUCCUGGGGAAAUUGUGAGUAAUUAAACACCCUUUUUAGUCCAUGAAAUUGUAAGCUUUCGAUCACUCCUAAUUUUACAAGAUGUUUUACUUUAAUCCUUAAUUUUGCAAGAGUUAUUCAUUUUGUACCGAAAAGAACUGAAUGAUGACCUUGUCUAAAAUUAAGGAUUCAAGUAAAAAUUUUGUAAUGGUAAGUUACUAUAAAGUGAUUGCUACUUACAAUUUUAAGGAUGAAUGUUGGGUACUGUACUAGAAAAUUGUUAACACAAACAAGAGAGUGAUUCCGAAACUAAGAGGAUAGAAUGGGCAUCUCAAUUUGCCUUAUAUCGUACCCUUGCACGAACUUGUAUUUUUAUUUUACCCCUUUAAAUUACUACAAUGCUUUGUUUCAGCCUCGUUGAUGAAUUAAUCAUUAAACGUGUUUUGGUUUUGUCA
This is a messenger RNA of Cajanus cajan (pigeon pea), 1889 nucleotides long. NCBI's taxonomy places the organism in Eukaryota, Viridiplantae, Streptophyta, Magnoliopsida, Fabales, Fabaceae. The record is from RefSeq and is a predicted model, not a curated record.